UUCUAUAAAAAGCCAAACACAGGACAAAAUAAACAGCAAAUUACCAGCAGAAGUUAAGCAGGAAAUACAACUAAUAAUACUAAAAACAAUGCAAUUGCUAAUUAUAGCAAUAGCAUUGCUAUUUUAUGUCAACAAAAGUGUUGAAGGAAAUUGUAAUAAUAAUAAAAGCAACGAUAAAUGGUUGACUUCGGCAAAAGGUUCAAAAAAGGAUUCUGUUAAAAGCAUAACUUUGGCAUAUUUUCAAUACCAUGGUGUACGCAGUUUAAACUUGAUAGUAUGUCCUGCUAAUAGCACAGGUAUUAAAGGGAGUAAACGGCGCUUUCCAAUUGUUAACAAAGUUAUUAAAAUUUCAGCUUUAGAAAUUUCGUCAAUGGUUUUAUUUUACAUGGAACAUAAUCUACCAGUACGUGUUUGGUCGGGUGAGGAUUAUUUGCCUGAAAUGCCUAAGCGUGAGGUGUUUGGUCCACCUAUAACUUUUCGUGAGGUUAAAAAUGAUAGCUAUCGACGUCCUUUAAAACUCAAGCUCGAACCUAUAGCCCAUAAAACGGGAGUUAUGAUAAUCGAUUUUAAUACACCCUGUGCUUUAAAUGUUUUACGUUGGUCGGCUGCUUCAGAAAAUAACUAUUUUAAAACCAAUAGCUUUUGGUUGUUGAUAACAAAAGAUAUAGCAGAUUUAAAGGCUUUGGAAGAUGAGGAUAUUUUCUUGCCACCCGAUAGUGAAGUUAAAGUUUUAGUAGAGGGAAUAAAUAAGACAUUUUCUUUGUUGGAUAUCUAUAAAGUAGCGGCCUUUAAACCUUUAAAGCAGAAUAUGGUAGCGGAAAACUUUUCAAAAGUAGAGGUAAUGUGCAAAGCUUUAAGUUCCUAUGGUUCUGUUAUUUCUUUGAGAGAAAAUUUGGAGGGUAUUGUCUUUAACACCGGUUUAGUGAUCAACUUUCCCGAUAUGUUUACCGAUAUAGAAGAUUUAUCUUUGAGACAUAUAGACACCAUGGCCAAGGUUACUAAUCGUUUGGUGGUGGAUAUGGCCAGGAAAUUGAAUUUAAGAUUUAAUACUUAUCAAACUGACAACUAUGGCUGGCAUAAACCCAAUGGCUCUUUUAGUGGUUUAAUGGGUCGUUUUCAACGUUAUGAAUUGGAUUUUGGUCAAAUGGCUUUUUUCAUGCGUUUAGAUCGCACUAAAGUAUGUAAUUUUCUAGUAGAAACUUUUCGCAUAAGAGCGGGUAUCAUGUUCAGACAGCCUCCUUUGUCGUCGGUGGCCAAUAUUUUUACCAUGCCUUUUGAUAUUAAAGUAUGGAUUUGUUUGAUCAUAUUAAUUGUGUUAACUAUUUGUGUAUUCGCUUUGGAAUUGGCUUUGUCACCGUAUACCCAUGAAAUGCAUUAUUGGGAUUGUAUCAUUUUCGUUUGGGGUGCCAUGUGUCAACAGGGUUUCUAUGGUUCUGUAUCAAAUCUAUCAGCUCGUAUUAUAAUUUUCACCACUUUUGUAGCCACCUUAUUUCUGUUUAUUUCAUUUUCUGCCAAUAUAGUGGCCUUAUUACAAAGUCCUUCAGAAGCCAUUCGUACUUUAAAUGAUCUAAGUCAUUCUUCUUUGGAACUGGGAGUAAUGGAUACAGUGUACAAUAGAGUGUUUCUAAAUGAAUCCACUGAUCCGGUGACUAGAUAUUUGUAUCGCAAGAAAAUUUUACCCAAAGGUGAAAGUAUUUAUAUGAGUCCAGCAGUUGGCAUUAAUAAAAUGCGCUAUGAAACCUUUGCCUUUCAAGUGGAGCUACAAACCGGCUAUCAAAUUAUAAGCGAUACUUUUAGUGAACCAGAAAAAUGUGGUCUUAAGGAAAUGGAACCUUAUAAAUUACCCAUGAUAGCAGUGCCAACUCGCAAGAAUUUUCCUUAUAAGGAAUUAUUUAGAAGACAAUUAAGAUGGCAACGUGAAGUGGGUCUUAUGAAUCGUGAAGAAAUGAAAUGGUUUACCCAACGACCCAAAUGUGAAGGUUUAGGCCGUUUUGUUUCGAUUGGUUUAAAGGAGUGCCGUUAUGCUUGGGCUGUAUUGGGUUGGGGUUGUCUGUUUGCUUUGACAGCCCUGGGCUGUGAAUUGCUUCUGAAGAAAUUUUUGAAAUAGAAAAUAUUAUUUAAAGAAAUCUAUCACUUAAUGCACAAUGUAAUAGAAGAAAUCUUCAAUAUAUUUAACUUAAUAUAAAUACACCAGAAAUUAUGAAAUAAACUUAAAAUUUG
This is a messenger RNA of Lucilia cuprina (Australian sheep blowfly), 2220 nucleotides long. Its product is annotated as ionotropic receptor 75a-like. Gene Ontology annotation, cellular component: membrane. Lineage: Eukaryota; Metazoa; Arthropoda; Insecta; Diptera; Calliphoridae. The coding region runs from base 89 to 2107 and encodes 672 amino acids. Gene Ontology annotation, molecular function: ligand-gated monoatomic ion channel activity. The record is from RefSeq and is a predicted model, not a curated record. The transcript is spliced from 4 exons.